AUGCGCGGCCUGUUUGGGCCGCCGGGCGCCCUGGGCGCCCUGCAGCACAGCGGGUACCCUGGGGCGCCCGACGCCCUCGCCGCGGCGGCCGCCAGCAAGCAGCUGUCUGGCCUGCUGUCCGCCAUGGCGCAGCAGCACCUGCAGCAGCAGCAGCACAUGCAGCAGCAGCAGUACCACCAGCAGGCGGCGGUGGCCGCGCAGCAGCAGCAGCAGCAGCAGCCGCACCACUUCCAACACCAACACGCUCCCGCACAGACGCCGCCGCAGCAGCAGCCGCAGCAGCAGCAGCAGCAACAGUACCACCAGCAGGCGGCGGCUGCCGCUCAACAGCAGCAGCAGCAGCAGCAGCAGCACCACCAGCACGACAGCCGCGGCAGCUUCUCAGGGUCUGCCGGCAGCCUCGAGCCGGACGGCGGCGGGGCCGGCCACGAUAAGCGCGUGCCGGGCGGCUAUGGGGCCGCUGCGGCACCGCCGCCGCUGGCCCCGCCGCCGGCGCCUCACCACCAAGCUUCGCACUCCUGGGACGAGGGCGCCCAUCACCACCACCACCACCAGCAGCAGCAGCAGCAGCAGCAGCAGGCGCCCCCGCAGUACCAGCAGCACCACGCGCAGGCGCACGAGCAGCAGCAGCAGCAGUUGAGCACCCACGCGCCCGCGCACGAGCAGCGCCGCUCGGACGGCGGCGCGGCGCUGUCGGGCUUUGCCCAUCUUGCGCAGGGCGGCGGCAGCCCCUCAGACCCCACCUCCUGGCAGCAGCAGCACGGCGGCGGCGGCGGCGCGCCUUACAUGCAGCGCACGCAUUCGGCCCCCGGGCCCCAAGGGGUGGGCGCCGGUGCGGCCGCCGGCCCCGACGACCGCGUGCCGCCGCAGCGGGCGGUCGAGCCGCGUCCAGGCGGGGUGCGUGGCGGCCCGGGCGUCGCGCUUCCUUCUCCGCAGCACCCGCCCCCGCCAGGCGCACUGUUUGGUGGCGGCGGCGGCGGCGGCCGCACCUACAGCGAUCAGGACGUGCGGAGCGGCGGCGGCUCGCACGCGCUGCGGCCGGGCCCCUCGUCGGCGCCGCAGCAGAGGCAGCAGCCCCGGCAGGGCGCCGCGGCGGGCGGGGGCUGGCAGCCGGCGCCGCCACAGGGCCCGCAGGACCAGGGCCAGCAGCAGGCGGUGCAUCACCAUCAGCAGCAGCAGCAAUCGUUGUUCCACCACCAGCAGCAGCAGCAGCAGCAGCAGCAGCAGCAACACAGCCAGGCCGCAGGGGCCGAGCAGCGGUACAAUCUGGAGCCUCCGCCACCUCAGCAGCAGCAGCAGCAGCAGCAGCGGGCGUCCCCCGACAGCCGCCGCCACGACCAGGCGCCCAGCCGCCCCAUCCUCGUCCCGCAGGGCGACAAGGCCCGCGCCGCCGCCGCCGCCGCCGCCCCCGCCGCGGGCGGCGACGACGCCCGCGGCGGCGGCGGCGGCGGGUGCGGCGAGGAGGAGGGGCAGCCGGGGAGCGCGUCGUUCCUGGGGUUGGACCGGGCGCCCAGCGGGAGCCUGCAGGGCAGCCUGCUGCCCCUCCUGAAGGAGAUCUGGCAGAGAUGA
This is a messenger RNA of Monoraphidium neglectum, 1569 nucleotides long. RefSeq lists its product as hypothetical. The transcript is spliced from 3 exons. Bases 1 to 1569 code for a protein of 522 amino acids. The record is from RefSeq and is a predicted model, not a curated record. Lineage: Eukaryota; Viridiplantae; Chlorophyta; Chlorophyceae; Sphaeropleales; Selenastraceae.